AACGACGUCCAUCCCUUCGCAUCUCUCAACAUCGACGUCUGUUCCACCCCCUUCUCUCAGUUAGCCGUUUCACCUCCAAACGACACAUCUCACCCAUGGAAAGCAUCAGCAUCAUUACGUCUCCAGAGCAGCUGGCAGAGCUCAAGAAGACCUCCAUCCUCCUCAUUAUCGAUUGUGCGUUAACCCCUCCUUCCUCCCAUCCCAUCCCUCUCCAUCCCUGCUGCAUACCCCCCGCGUGGUAUCAUGUUGCCGGUUUGGAGUUUCAGUAAUUUCGCUGACUAGCAGAUUUCCCUUACAGUUCAUGCGACCUGGUGUGCCCCAUGCAAACUCGUCAACCCAAUCUUCGUGAAGCUAGCCGAGAAGCUUGCGUCUCCCGGGAAAAUAGCCUUUGCAAAGUGUGAUGUCGAUGACAACCAACAGAUAUCCAAGGACCUUGACGUUACAGUGUAGGUAGCACACGCCGUGCGGGCCGUGUAUUCGUUAUCGCUCACAUCUCUCUUUUUAUUUCUUUGGGCCGACACAUUUUCGUUUCUUUUCUCCCCCCAGGCCCAACAUUGUCGGGCGUGGGGGGGAGGGCCUUACUUUUUUUGGGAUGGAAAUUAUGGGGGCUAACACGAGCUCAUUUUACUCUGCAGGAUGCCAUCCUUUCUCGUGUUCAAGAAUGAAGUUCUGGUUGAGCGUAUCCAUGGCGCCAACCCCACGAUUCUCAGGACUGCUCUUACCAAACUGGUGGCCGAGGUUCAGGCUGUCGAUUCUGGAUCCUCUUCAGCUGCCGGAGGGUUUACGGCCUCCGAAACAGGGCCCACUGCUGCCACCUCCGCCACCGCUGCCACCGCUUCCACUUCUACCCCUGUCACCGCCACAUCGAGCGAUGGCGAUGCGGGCUGGCUUGGUGCUGAAUUGCCGAAGCCAUACAGUGAUGUUACAGACCAGGUGGACCUCAAGCAGUUGGAUCUUCUCAACGCAAACUCCGAAUUCGGAGCAGCCAAGAUAUUUUUUGACACGAGAGCGCCCAGCAAGAGCACCGCUAGCAGUAAAGGGAAGGAGAAGGAUUCGGGUACCGAGGCAGCAGCGGCGAGUAGGGAUUGGGUCGAGUCUGACACUGAUGAACAGCUCAUGCUCUUCAUCCCCUUUCAGUCCACCGUCAAGAUCCAUACGCUUCAGGUGACAUCCCUCGCCCCAGCCCCGGAAAGCCCAGAUUACGAUAAGGACGAUGACACACCAUCUCGCCCCAAGACAGUCAAAAUCUGGGUCAACCCACCCCACACGCUGUCCUUUGAGGACGGCGAGGGCCCAGCUACGCAGGAAAUUACACUGGAUCCUUCCGACUGGGACCCCAAGACCGGGACGGUUUCCAUACCCCUCAAGUACGUCAAGUUCCAGAGCGUGAGCACGCUCAACAUAUUUUUCGUUGAUGUUGAGAAUGAGGAGGCCGAGAAGGUUAGAAUUGACAGGCUGAGGGUCAUUGGGGAGAAGGGCGAGAAGAAGGAGAUGGGCAAGUUGGAGAAGAUUGGGGAUCUGUCUGGGGAAUGAGUUUUCUGGAAGGCAUUUCUUUGUUCCACACACGAUUCCAAGGGGAGUUUGUGGUGUUAAUUUUUUUCUUUUCUCUUCCUUUUCCUGUUCUUUGAAAGAACUCUUUUCCUUUUUUUUUUUAGGUCUUCAAAAUAAAUGAUUGGGCUGGGCGAGGGAAAGAGAGGGAGAAAAGCAAAUUUUAGCAGAGCAGAGCAUAGCAAUGUGAGGGGAGUUUUGAGGAGAAGAAGUUGUAGUAAAAAAAAACAAAGCAAGAGGCUUGAAUAAAUUUCAUGUCAUUGGGUGCAGUACUUUUUUCCCUUCUUCCCUCUUUUCCCCUCCCUCUUUUUCCCCUACUUUAUUCGGGCACCUUUUCAGGGAGAAAGUCAGGAGAAAAAAAUACAAGUACGGUAAAGGUUAGAUUCGAAAAAGUAAUCAACCAAGAAGAGAAGCAGAAAAAAGACUCAAACGAAGCCCAGCGCGGGUUUCUUUUCUUUUCUUUCCCCCGGACUACUACAAUAAGUCUGCCCGUCUCAAUCGCUUCCCAGAGUACACUACCGGUACCGUGCUGUUACUGGAGGAUACCGGCAUUUGCAACUUGCAGUAUGUAUGAUACGCACUUUAUUUUUUUGUUUGUCGCCCUUUGAACACCCUUUCCUUCCUUCCUUCCUUCUUUAAU
Molecule: messenger RNA, 2188 nt
Organism: Tuber aestivum (summer truffle)
Lineage: Eukaryota; Fungi; Ascomycota; Pezizomycetes; Pezizales; Tuberaceae
Source: the annotation of a GenBank genome assembly